UGACCCCAGAUGACCUCUUACCUAGGUCGAGUCUAGCUGGGUCAGCCACAUACAAAAUUGUUCCGGGACAUCAGACUUCUUCGGGCAUCAAGCAGACUAUUUCUACUCACCUUCCCCAUUGGGUAUGGUUAUCAAAGAGCAUGUCCAGGCAACAAGAAUUCAUCUGUGGCCUCUCGCACGAGGUGACCAUAGCAGUCCUCCCCAGACUGAACAUGGAGGAGCUGAUAUUUGAACUCAACAGAAGGAUUCAAAACCUGGACAAAGAGAACAGCAUCAAGGACAGGCUGAUCAGUAUCCUUAGGGAUGUGAUGUUGGAGGAAUACCGUGUGUUGAAAAGGCGAUCAAAAGUGACCAUGCCUGAACAAGAACUUGAGACAGAAGCAAUACAUGAGCCCAUUCCAACCACGUACAUUGGAACAAUGUCAUCAGAGGCUUCAAGUUCAAGCCCUUGUAUCUCAUUGCAAAGUUCUGGACUAGAUAUUAAGAACAGCGAGGAAAACAACGAUACCAGCAAUGAAGUACUCAUGCCUACCAAAGAACUUGCGCUUAAUGCAGUUCAGGCACAGCUGACAAGUACACUUCCUUCAACUGAUAGCUCCCUGGUACAAAUGGUUACCACAGUAGACUGUGGAAUUAAAGAAGAAGAAGAUGUUGCUAUGACGACUGAGAAUGAAGCCGCACAAGCUUGUCAUGAUGAGCUCAACAUUCACAUGCCUACUUUCAGUAUGCAGGAACUAGAUACAAUCAAUCUAAUGGGUGAUUCUUACUCAGAGAAGUCUUUUGUAGAUGAUAACCCCUGUCAGAAAACAGCCUUUGCCUCUUGUGAACCGACUCCAGACCAAGGUGACAUACAUAUAAACAUGGAACACCAUGCGUCUGAGGAUGACCACAUUUCUCGACCUUCCAGCCUGAAUCAGAUUGAAGAUUGCACUUACAACAGAGAUACUGGCCUGCUGACAGCUACGCUUCCUCAAUCUAACACCACCCUGAUACAAGUGAAUAACUCUGAUGACUCUGGCAUUAAAAAAGAAGACAUUACUAUGGCGAAUGAUGGUUGCGCGGGUGAAGCUACUUUCAGCACGCAAGUCCUAGAUACAGUUACCUCAGCGAGUACCUCUCACUCAGAGAAGCCAGCAGAAGGUGAUAAACUUUGUGAAGAAACAGCUUUGGCUUCUUGUGGACUGACUGGAGACCACGGUGACAUACAUAUAAAAAAGGAAAACCAUGUGUCUGAGGGUGAUCACAUGGGGCAAAUUUUCCAACCACCCAACCUUGAUUUGGAUGAGCGCUAUACCAACUUGGCUGGACGUAUCAACAGUAGAGAUGAAGAAAGUGAAGAAAUGAAUAUUGCAGAGGCACCUUUGGAUUCUUGUAAACCAACUCAGGACCAGGAUUCAGAGAACAAGGCUCUUUGUAAUAGGAAGUCAGGAAUUGUUUGUAAACGCUACUUGUGCGACUUUUGUGGGUAUACAACAUCGUACAAACAGAACUUCUCCAGGCACAGACAACGUCACAUACCAGAAAAACCUUUCAUGUGUGCCGAAUGUGGUUACAGGGCAUCAAAUAAGCGCAGACUUAUCGAUCACAUGAGGAAACACACUGGUGAGAAACCGUUCAAGUGCAACCAAUGUCAUUAUCAGGCAUCAUACAAAACUUUGCUAGUCCAACAUAUGAAAACACACAGUGACCAAGAACCGUACAGCUGUGAACUCUGUGAAUACAAGACCUUCCAUAGGUCACACAUUAACAGACAUAUGAAGUACCACGCUGGUGUGAAACCCUACAAAUGUGAGGAAUGUAACUACAGCGCUGUUGAUAAGAACAGUCUUACAAAACACAGCAGGCGUCACACCGGUGAGAGACCCUACAGUUGUCAAGAGUGUGACUACAAGGCAAUUCAAAAGGGCAACCUUGUCCAGCAUAUGAGAAGCAAGCAUCAUGAACAGAAAUGAUUCAAUGGUAAAUGAAACAUUGUGAUCAUUUCGUGCACCAGUGAUUGAUCGAAAACUAAUUAUACAAUUGCCCAUGAUACUUUGUUCCUGAGAACGUUUGUUUCUUGUUGUCUGUUUUGAGUUGACUUCUAACGAAUUGGCAUAAAGUUUGCGUCUUUGGAUGUAUUAACAGGGAAGUAAAAGCGCAACAAUGUAAGCAACCAUUGACUAUAGAUGAGAAGCAUUCUUGAAAUGCAUUUUGUUGAUAUUAGUAUAACAAACUGCAUGUUUCAACAAGGGCCGACUGUAUUAAAACUAAACUCUGGCAAAGAUACUGUAGUCAUUUAUUGAUAUAUGAGGCCACAACAAGUAAGUCUUAUGGAUGAUAAGUUAUCAGUGGGCUCUUAAAUUUUCACCUUAUUUUUGACAAAAAUACAACAGUUUUUCCCCUUCGGAUCCGGAGGUGCUUCACUGUUAACAUGACCAGAUUGGCAGAAGGUAACGUUGCCAAAAUGGUAAAAUAAUUGUCAUGUGGUAACCUUGAUUGUACUUGUAGAAGUGACACUAGUCGGGUAAAUGUAGCCAUGUGGUAGCCAUGAUUAUAGCUCUGACCUUGGUAAAUGAUAUCAGUCUUUGUUCAACUCUUGAAUAAAGAGAUU
Branchiostoma floridae (Florida lancelet) is the source of this 2590-nucleotide messenger RNA. Its product is annotated as zinc finger protein 432-like. NCBI's taxonomy places the organism in Eukaryota, Metazoa, Chordata, Leptocardii, Amphioxiformes, Branchiostomatidae. The transcript is spliced from 2 exons. Gene Ontology annotation, cellular component: nucleus. The coding region runs from base 141 to 1952 and encodes 603 amino acids. Gene Ontology annotation, molecular function: RNA polymerase II transcription regulatory region sequence-specific DNA binding; DNA-binding transcription factor activity, RNA polymerase II-specific. The record is from RefSeq and is a predicted model, not a curated record. Gene Ontology annotation, biological process: regulation of transcription by RNA polymerase II.